Mugil cephalus (flathead mullet) is the source of this 1988-nucleotide messenger RNA. RefSeq names its product galactosamine (N-acetyl)-6-sulfatase (gene galns). NCBI's taxonomy places the organism in Eukaryota, Metazoa, Chordata, Actinopteri, Mugiliformes, Mugilidae. The coding region runs from base 40 to 1614 and encodes 524 amino acids. The record is from RefSeq and is a predicted model, not a curated record. Gene Ontology annotation, molecular function: arylsulfatase activity; N-acetylgalactosamine-6-sulfatase activity. The transcript is spliced from 14 exons.
CUUCCUCGAUACUGGAAGUCAUAUGAUUACUGUACAGCAAUGCGACUGGUGGUGUCUCUAUCUCUCACACUUCUUGCUGCAACAAUAUGCUGCUCAUUGACAGAAAAGGAAUCAAAUGGGUCACUUCCAAACAUCAUCAUCAUGCUGAUGGAUGACAUGGGCUGGGGGGACUUGGGGGUGUUUGGCCAGCCCUCUAAAGAGACCCCCAACCUGGAUGCAAUGGCAGCUCAGGGCAUGCUGCUGCCAAACUUUUACACUGCCAACCCACUCUGUUCGCCAUCCAGAGCUGCGCUUCUGACUGGUCGUCUGCCUGUCAGAAACGGUUUCUACACCACUAACGGUCACGCCAGAAAUGCAUACACACCGCAGGAGAUAGUGGGAGGGAUCUCCAAGGAUGAGAUUUUGUUACCGCGGAUGUUGAAGAAAAAAGGUUAUGUCAGCAAGAUAGUUGGCAAGUGGCACCUGGGCCACAGACCCAAGUACCUUCCUCUGGAGAACGGUUUUGAUGAAUGGUUCGGUGCGCCAAACUGCCACUUUGGCCCUUAUGACAACAAAAUCAGGCCCAACAUCCCCGUCUACAACAACUCCGAGAUGCUCGGCAGAUACUACGAGGACUUUAAGAUUGACACAAAGACGGGAGAAUCAAACCUCACACAGAUCUACUUGAUGGAAGGUCUGGAAUUCAUAUAUCGUCAGGCCGAGGCUCGGCGGCCGUUCUUCCUGUACUGGGCUCCCGACGCCACUCACGCCCCUGUCUAUGCACACAAGCAGUUCCUAGGGAAGAGCCAACGAGGCCGCUACGGAGACGCUGUGAUGGAGCUGGACUACAGCAUCGGUCAGAUGCUGUCGUGGCUGCGGAGUCUGGGCAUUGAAAAUAACACCUUCGUCUUCUUCACGUCGGACAACGGAGCAGCUGUGAUGUCAGGCCCCAAUCAAAGUGGCAGCAACGGGCCGUUCCUGUGCGGGAAAGAGACCACGUUUGAGGGGGGCAUGAGGGAGCCUGCCAUCGCCUGGUGGCCCGGACACAUUAAAGAAGGCACGGUGAGCUUCCAGCUGGCCAACGUCAUGGACCUGUUCACCACCAGCCUGGCUCUGGCCGGCAUCAGCCCUCCCGAUGACCGAACCCUGGAUGGAAUCGACCUGACCCCAGUCCUCCUCAAACACCCCCACACUCUCCAGAGCAGGCCGAUAUUCUAUUACCGCGGAGAUGAGCUGAUGGCUGUGAGGCUUGGACAAUACAAGGCGCACUACUGGACCUGGAGCAACUCAUGGGAGGAGUUUAAAAGUGGUAUAAACUUCUGCCCAGGUGAAGAGGUGCAGGAUGUCACCACCCACGAUCAGAAAGAGCACACACUGGUGCCCAUCCUCUUCCACCUCGGUCGUGAUCCCGGAGAAAAAUACCCGAUCAGCGUUUUGGCGAAGGAGUACCAGGAUGUCAUGAGACAGAUCUUCCCAAUUGUGAAUGAGCAUAAGAAGACUCUGGUGCCCGGGAUGCCGCAGCUCAACAUGUGUGACUUGGCAGUAAUGAACUGGGCCCCUGCCGGCUGCGAGAAGAUAGGAAAGUGUCUGAAAGCGCCCAAGUCUGCACCCUGGAAAUGUGAUUGGCCACACUGAGAGACAACGUUCUGGGCCAGAUGAAGAUGAGAUAGCAAAACAGGAAGAUGUGCCUUACUACAGAACCGUCAACCUAGUGAUUUUACAUAUCUUUAAAAUGUAUCUUUUAAAAUGAAGUUCUUUGUGAAAUUGUGGUGGAGAAGGAUAUGGGCCCAAUCCAAGGAACUGGUUGAGUAUCACAACAUGACAUUAAUCUUCCAAAUAUUUUUUACAGUUGUUGGUGAUGAUGAUGAUUAAGAGCAGAAAGAGAUAUGUACUGUAUUUAUUCAUCUUGGGGCUACAGUGAAUUGCACAAAGUUUCGUUCUGUAUCCUAUGAACAAUGUUUUGCAAUAAAAUUGUCUUUUACUGUGAAAAAUAAAGCAGUUAAUAUGUA